AUGGAUCACUCGAGAGACCCUUGCCCUUGGGUUGCCUUGAGCGACUUUGGUGGUGCAUUUUGCAUGGGUGCCAUUGGUGGUGCUGUAUGGCACGGCGUUAAGGGAUUCCGAAACAGCCCCUACGGAGAGCGACGGAUAGGAGCCAUCACAGCUAUCAAGGCCCGCGCGCCCGUUCUUGGUGGUAACUUUGGUGUAUGGGGUGGUCUUUUCUCAACAUAUGAUUGCGCGAUCAAGGGUAUCCGAAAGAAGGAGGAUCCUUAUAAUGCUAUCAUUGCCGGUUUCUUCACCGGUGGCUCUCUGGCUAUUCGUGGUGGUGUCAAGGCUGCUAGGAACUCCGCCAUUAUGUGCGCUGUUUUCCUAGCCGUCAUUGAAGGUGUCGGUAUUGGGUUCCAGAGGAUGAUGGCCGAUAACACAAAACUUGAGCUUCCCCCGGCCCCCCAAGAUAAGGCCGUUGCCUAA
Aspergillus calidoustus is the source of this 459-nucleotide messenger RNA. NCBI's taxonomy places the organism in Eukaryota, Fungi, Ascomycota, Eurotiomycetes, Eurotiales, Aspergillaceae. The record is from the annotation of a GenBank genome assembly.